Messenger RNA from Cornus florida, 1288 nucleotides. RefSeq lists its product as uncharacterized. The record is from RefSeq and is a predicted model, not a curated record. Lineage: Eukaryota; Viridiplantae; Streptophyta; Magnoliopsida; Cornales; Cornaceae. The coding region runs from base 287 to 1051 and encodes 254 amino acids. The transcript is spliced from 6 exons.
ACGGCGACUUUUGCAACGAACCAGAGAAACAAGGAGGUUAAGAGAGAAGUCAAGUCAAGAAUGGAGUCCCCGAUCCUGAUUUGGAAUAUAAAACUUGCCCAAAUGUGAGGACUAUAAUUAAAAACCCUUUUGUGUUCAAUUCAUUCAUUCCCUUCUAUUCCUUCACUUGUCCGCACAUCUCAUCUCGUUGCAUUUAUAGCUUCCACUCUUAACAGAGUCCUUUCUCUCUCUAUACAUAUAGAGAGAGAAUCGGAGUGUUUUCUCUCUCUAAACUGGAGAAAUAUUGAUGGGUACAGUGAUGGAGUCUACAGGGGUUGAGGGUGCAAGUGGAGUGCAAGAUAACUUGGAAAGCAAUGAGAUAGAGCUAACCAAAAUUGGAAUCAUGAGAGACUUCAUCCAAACUCAAAAUCCCUCUGCAAAGGAUGUAGAUGAUUUUAUGAUUAGGAGAUUUCUGCGAGCUCGUGAUCUAGAUAUUGAGAAGGCUUCCAGUCUACUUCUAAAUUACCUAAGCUGGAGGCAAGCAUUUAUUCCCAAUGGCUUUAUAUCUACAUCAGAGAUUUCAAAUGAACUUGCCCAAAAAAAGAUUUUUAUGCAAGGACUGGAUAAGAUGGGACGCCCCAUAGUAGUUGCCUUUGGUUCCCAACAUAAACCUAGCAAAGGGAGUCUAGAGGAAUUCAAGCGUUUUGUGGCGUACACUCUCGACAAAAUUUGUGCAAGAAUGCCGAGAGGACAGGAAAAGUUUGUCUGCAUCGCAGACCUUGAAGGAUGGGGAUAUUCUAAUAGUGACAUUCGCGGAUAUCUUGCAGCUCUAUCGAUCUUGCAGGAUUGUUUUCCAGAGAGGCUAGGCAAGUUAUUUAUAGUCCACUCGCCUUACAUGUUUAUGACAGCAUGGAAAGCUGUUUACCCGUUUAUUGACAACAAAACCAAAAAGAAGAUAAUUUUUGUUGAGAACAAAAAAUUGAGACCGACGUUGCUUUGCGACAUUGACGAGAGCCAACUUCCAGAUACAUAUGGAGGCAAACUACCAUUAGUUCCAAUCCAGGACUCUUGAUAAGCUGAUCCCUGUUGUCUAGAUUUCCUCUUGUAUGGUCUACUAUUACUAACUUAGCUUGAUAGCUAGAUAUGUCACAUUCAUAUAUCAAGCAACAUUGUUCCAUUAUUUGCCUCCAGGGUGUUCUACUAUUACUUGACACACCAUGUAUUCUCUAUCCAUUGAAUUGAAUGUUGAAACUUGAUAUGAGUAUACAUUAUUUGAAAAAACGCUUGUUUCCCUCCUAGUCAUUCUAAA